Pan troglodytes (chimpanzee) is the source of this 1888-nucleotide messenger RNA. It is a transcript of the gene CFAP210, whose product is annotated as cilia and flagella associated protein 210. The record is from RefSeq and is a predicted model, not a curated record. Gene Ontology annotation, cellular component: axonemal microtubule. The transcript has 9 exons. The coding region runs from base 128 to 1786 and encodes 552 amino acids. Lineage: Eukaryota; Metazoa; Chordata; Mammalia; Primates; Hominidae.
UCCUCGGCGACGGCUGGCGUCACUUCCGGCGGCGUUGCCAAGCAACCGCGUGGUUCGAGUAACAACUCCACCGGCUGGCGUCCGCGGCGCUUGGCGCCACAGUCACUUUUCCAGAUCUAGGAGCACCAUGGACACCUCGUCAGAGAUGCUGGUACGGUUUGGACGGCGCUGUGGACGGGCGAAGGAAAGUACAGAAAUAAGAAACUCUGAAGAAGAUCAAGUUCUCUAUCUGCCUCUUCUACCUAGCAAAGUAGAUCUCCAGCAGGUCACCAUAAUUCCACACAAUGAGUGGAAAAGGAUUCAAGAUAGCCUUGACAGGUUGACAAGAGAAGCAGCAUGCCUCCGUGCAGAAAGAAAGGCAAAGAAAGAAAUGCAUUUGCGAUCUCAAGAAGUGGUAAAACACUGGACUAAUACAUAUGCAGGGAUGAAAGAACAGAAACUUGAAGCCAAAAAGAAGCGUGAUGAAGAAAUAGAGGCAGAAAGACAAAUUCUUGAUCUGGAAGAAGAAAUGUACAAACAAGGAAAAAGAAAAAAGGCCAUUGAAAAUGCAAAGCAAUAUCAAUUUUACCAGACAGAAAGAGUGAAAAACUUUCAUUCGGGACUUCUUCUUAGUAGAGUUAUGAAAGAACGUGAUGCCCAGAUUGAAUUCCGAAAGGGUAAGAUAAAAUCAGAUAAAAAAUGGGAGGAACAGUUGAAACUCAACAUUGAAAAAGCUUUUAAAGAAGAAAAAGAAAAAGCAGAAAAACGACACAGAGAAAGGGUGGCUCUUGCCGAAGAUCAUCUAAAACAAAUAAAGGAACAUGAGGAAGAAGAGGAAAGAAGGAAAAAACAUGAAGAAAAAGAUGCUGAGGAAAUAAAGCGACAGAAUGCAUUAUAUGAAAUUGAAAUGAGAAAAAAACUAGAAAAGAGAAGAGAAGAGAUGCAUGAAAGCAGGAGACGGUUUCUUGAACAUAUGCAGGAUAAACAUAUUAUCAAAGCUGUAGAACAGCAGCAGCAAGAGGAAGAAGAUGAAAAGAUGAGAAAAUUCAUCAAAGCAAAAAAGCGUCUUAUACAAAUGGGGAAAGAAAAAGAGGCUGAAACACACAGGCUUAUGGAGAAACGAAGAGAAAGAAUACAUAACUUCCUGAGUGAACUGUUGAAAGAGAAACUUGACAAUGAAGAUAUGAUUAUUGCUAGAGAUAUUGCAGAAGCUGAGGCUGAAUGGGAAAAAAGAGAAAGAGAAAAAGAUGAAAAAAACAAAGCAGAAUUAAAAACAAUUGCAGAAUAUCGAGCCAUUGUGAUGAAAAAUAAGGAGGAAGAAGAAAGAAAAAGAAAAAUAGAGGCUAAAGAACAAUUGCUGGCUGUCAUGAAAGCAGAUCAGAUUUUCUGGGAACAUGAAAAGGAGAAAAAAUGCAAAGCUGAUAAAGAACAUCAAGAGGUUCAAGAUGCCCAUAUUCAGCAAAUGGCCAAAAAUAAGUUUAAUGCAAAGCAAGCAAAACAAGCAGAAUUAGAUUAUUGCAGACUUACUGAAGCUCUUGUGGCUGAAAAGGAGAAAGAAUUUCAGGACUAUGCCAGAGAGGUAAUUGAACUUGAAUCGGAAACAACAAAUAAAUAUAUUUACCCUCUUGUAAAAGCUGUACAGGAAGGACCUGGAGGUGGCCGUGGACCAGUGUUUGUGGACAGAGGUGGAUUAAGACCCAGCUAUCAGGCAAAUGAUGUUACUGGAGUCCAGCUCCCUUUUUAUAACUCUCAGGGACCAAAAUAUAAUUUUCAAAAGUCAAAGAGAAGGCUAGGUUUUACAUGGUAGAAAAAAAUUAUUUUUAACAUUGAGAAGACUAAGUUGUAGCAUAUAUGAGCUUCAAAUAUAAAUGGAUUUCUGUUAAUAAAGCUGUUCUUCAUCUAAGUACAA